Messenger RNA from Solanum lycopersicum (tomato), 1229 nucleotides. Its product is annotated as peroxidase 3. Gene Ontology annotation, molecular function: heme binding; peroxidase activity. Lineage: Eukaryota; Viridiplantae; Streptophyta; Magnoliopsida; Solanales; Solanaceae. The record is from RefSeq and is marked validated. Gene Ontology annotation, cellular component: plant-type cell wall; plasmodesma. Gene Ontology annotation, biological process: hydrogen peroxide catabolic process; response to oxidative stress.
AAAAAAAACUAGUUUCUAUCUAUUUGAAGAUAAGAAACAAAAUGGCUACAUUUGUGUAUUUGUGUCCUUUAAUAUUGAUGUGUAUGUUAGUGUCUAGCAAUGCUCAAUUACAGCAAAACUUCUAUGCCAAGAGUUGUCCAAAAGCAGAGAAGAUCAUUUUAGAGUAUGUCCAUAAACACAUUCCAAAUGCUCCAUCUCUUGCUGCUGCCUUAAUCAGAAUGCAUUUCCAUGAUUGCUUUGUCAGGGGAUGUGAUGCAUCUGUGCUCUUGAAUUUCACUUCAAGUACAGGAAACCAAACUGAAAAAGUUGGUGCUCCAAAUUUAACACUUAGAGGUUUCUCAUUCAUUGAUAAUGUGAAGAAAAUCAUUGAAGAUGAAUGCCCUGGAGUUGUCUCUUGUGCUGAUAUUGUUGCCUUAGUUGCUAGAGACUCUGUUGUCGUCACAGGAGGUCCUUCAUGGAGUGUACCAACAGGAAGAAGAGAUGGAAGAAUCUCUAAUGCUUCAGAAACCUUAACAGACAUUCCAGCUCCAACUAGUAACUUUUCAACUCUCCAAAAUGAUUUUGCUAAGAAGGGUCUUGACCUUAAAGACUUGGUCCUAUUAUCUGGUGCUCACACUAUUGGAAUCUCUCAUUGCUCGUCAUUUUCAACGCGUUUGUACAAUUUUACUGGAACUUUUGGUACUGAAGAUCCAUCUCUAGACAGUGAAUAUGCAGCUAACCUUAAGGCAAAUAAAUGCAAAUCAAUUAACGAUAACACAACCAUAGUUGAAAUGGACCCAGGGAGUUUCAGGACAUUUGAUCUUAGCUAUUACAAGCUUUUACUCAAAAGGAGAGGACUCUUCCAAUCCGAUGCAGCCCUAACAACAAGUACAACAACAAAGACAUACAUUGAACAACUUGUCGCGGGAUCACUUAAAGAGUUUUAUGCUGAAUUUGCUCAAUCAAUGGAGAAAAUGGGAAGAAUUGAAGUUAAAACACGUUCUGAUGGUGAAAUUAGGAAGCAUUGUGCUGUUGUGAAUAGUUAAGACGAGUCUUUGGUUUGGGGCAAUAUGUAUCCUUAAUGAUACAUAAUGUUUCUUUUGCGUUUUUUUUCCAUCAUGUAUGUUGAUAUUCCUUUUGUAAUCAUUUCGAUUUUUGUUCUACUUCGUGACUUGAUGAUUGUUUAAAUAUAUGUUGAAUGUAUAUGUAAUUUCUUACAUAUGCUUAAAUCUAUUUUUUAAUUAAACACA